Molecule: messenger RNA, 732 nt
Organism: Linnemannia hyalina
Lineage: Eukaryota; Fungi; Mortierellomycota; Mortierellomycetes; Mortierellales; Mortierellaceae
Source: the annotation of a GenBank genome assembly
AUGUCAACAGCAACAUCUCCAGGAAGUGGCGCCAACGCCGGCAGCAGUCAUGCCCAGUUCUGGGAAGACUUCUGGGACACCCUCUACCAGUUCACACACCCCUUCUCUUCUACCUUUUUCGACACCGUCCUCUCCCAGGAUUCUUCCUCCUCAUCCUCCUCACAACAACAGGAGCAACAGCAACAACAGCAACAGCCUCCAACCGCAGAUAAGCCUUCGUCGAGUCGAUUCUUUAAAGACGAGGCCUCCUUUCAAAAGUUCUGGCAAGGAUUGCAAACCGGGUCAACCGACGGCAACCCCAGCAGUGGCUCUCUGGUGGACCAUCUCCAGACGGCCUGGGUUGACUUCAAAUCUGCCUCGUCGGGCUUUAUCCAAGCCGUCGAGUGGCAACAGACAUGGAUCCAGAUGGUGCUGGCGAUGCACUUGAUCCUCUUUAUCAUCAUCGUCUCUCUCCGGAAUCGUCCCAACCCCUUGGCCGCCAUGCUCUUCUGCACAAUCCUCCUGGCGGCACUGUCAGAGCCAUUGAACGGUAUAGGAAGCCGGCAUUGGCAACUCUUCGCGGACGACAACUAUUUUGACUCCCAUGGCGUUUUUACCAGCCUUGUCUGGGCUUGUCCCCUUCUCGCGAACGCCAUGGUAGCAACUAUGCUGCUGUUGAGGGUAACGGCCAAGUUGCUGGUCAAGGUCAAGAAGGCACAACUCGAGGAUAGCAAGAAGAAGAAACAGAAAUAA